CGCUGAGGCCGCACAGACCGGACAAUUUGAGCGCAGCUACGCACAAGAGCCAGAUCAAAGAUGCUGCUGUGGAUUCUCAUCCUGUGCCUCCAGUCAACCAGAGGCCAGCCGUCAUCAGACAUUAUCACACCGGGUCCUGCCUCGGGCAUUGUAUUGAGAGAGCAACCGGGACUCCUGAUCACGAAUUGUCGGACGUACACCCAGAAAGUAUACGUUCGACUCGACCCCCGCAACGUCUACAGAGCACACUACCCCCGCGCAGUAGCCCAGUACAGCUGGGCCGGUGCCCGUUGGACAGAGGAUUCCCUCCAGCACGCCGAGGCCGAUGUCAAGCACAUGCUCAACCAACUUGAGAAGAUGACUGUUACCCAGGCGGAACUAGGUGGACACAACCGCCGCCCCAAACGUUUCCUGGGAGCGCUGCUCGGAGCCGCCGCUGCUGUUGGAACUCUGUUCAACAUCGGUAUGUCCAGUGUCAAUGCAGUAAAUAUAGCCACUGUGAGACGGCAUGUGGCUGAAAUUCAGACUGAACUUCCACAGCUAAAAGAGCAACUCACUACACAGAGUGCAUCCUUGCAAACCAUUGGAAAGACUUUGAAAGGAACGGUGGUCAUUCUCAACACCCACAGCGUGCUUUUGAACCAGACCAUGAACUCCAUGAAACAGCUGUUCACUGUGUUCCAGAAUGACUUUGCCCAAACGCAGCUGGUCACAGCAUUAAUGACUGACAUGCUACGGGAAGUGAGUUCUUCCAUCGACAGUCUAGCCAUGGGAAGAAUUCCACCAUACCUGAUACCCCUAAGCUUGGUGCAAAAUGUGCUGGCUUCCGCCAUCACCACACCCACUGAUCCUAUGCAAAUCCACCUUGCCUACUCUCUAGGUAGUGCUAUUCCCCUUUACGUGGAUCCUGAGCAGAAGGAGAUGAGUUUCCUCCUGAACUUACCCAUCAUAGAGUCAAGCCGAAUCUACAGACUCAAAGACAUUGUUAAUGUGGGGUUCUGGAAGGAUAACACUCAUAUCAAGAUACGUACCCCUGAGGUGGUGGCGUACCAUGACAGCAACACCCAGCUGUACUUAGCCCCAAACCUGCACAUGUGCACCCUAACUAAAGACAUUCACUACCUCUGCCCCAGCAAGCCAUUUCUCAGAGACAAUACUGAUGGAAUCUGCGGGUUGCAACCCAUGAUCAGCGACACGCGUUGCCCUGCCGAUGCCCAGCCUCGCAGCCACGUCACCGAGACGCAAGCUGAGAUUGUAGGUGAUAGAUGGCUCGUUAACACUCCAGUACGUACCGCUACACUGACCUACGACCAGCAUGACACAGCCACCCGUGUCAAUCUGCUCGACCAGAGCAUGUGGAUUCAAGUCCCACGAGGGGCCAUCCUCCACCUCGACGAUCUGGCCUUAUACCAUCUUCCGAGUGAAGAGUACCAAUCAGAACUAGAAAUCCCAUCCUUCUUCAAGAACUACAACUUCACCCUAGGUCCGGAGUUGGAACUGUGGAUUGAAAAAGGCGGGCCUCAGCUCAUUGACAUUGCUCCCGUCGACGCAGCCCUCCAAGCCUUGUCUCGAUUACCCAUCCUGAACACCUCACCUGUUGUCCAAGCCUGGACUGCAGCUGACACAGCACUGUGCAUCUCCAUGGUCGUCGGCCACACCCUGACCCUUGGCGUGGCCUUAGUCCUAUACAGGAAACUCAACGAGAUGCGAAUCUCUGCAGCUAAACUCAAGACAACUAGGAUUGGAAGUCUCCGAUGGAAACCCCGAAGGGAAGGUAACACACCAGAGACGGAUAAGGACCUCAUCGAGUUGAGUCCUCAGCCCUAACAAACACCUGCUACCCGACUGUCAGGAUUCACCUGCCAUCCGACCAUGGUGGUGGGUGUUGUCCGAUAAUGACCACAGGGCAUCAUCCGACCACAAAGGGGGAAUGUAACACCAAUGAGCGGAUGGUAUUCAACCAUCUGUUCCAUGUUAAUGAACCCUGACCCCUUUUGACACAUUCUACACUCAAAGACCAGAACGUGAGUUAAAGAAAAAACAAGGACUUUCGUUUU
Messenger RNA from Carassius auratus (goldfish), 2057 nucleotides. RefSeq lists its product as uncharacterized. Bases 61 to 1827 code for a protein of 588 amino acids. Lineage: Eukaryota; Metazoa; Chordata; Actinopteri; Cypriniformes; Cyprinidae. The record is from RefSeq and is a predicted model, not a curated record. The transcript is spliced from 2 exons. Gene Ontology annotation, biological process: fusion of virus membrane with host plasma membrane.